GCGGCUCCACUCCUUCUUCCCAUGGGCCUCGGCUUGCGGGCCUUUCAAACAUGGAGGAGCGGGAGCGGGGGGCGAGGUCGGCUCGCGCCGCGAGUCCCGCGCGCCCGCCCAGCCCGCGGCUGGAUGUCAGCUCUGACAGCUUCGACCCGCUGCUGGCCCUGUACGCGCCCCGCCUGCCUCCCAUCCCCUACCCCAAUGCCCCCUGCUUCAACAACGUGGCGGAGUACGAGAGCUUCCUCAGGACCGGGGUCCGGGGCGGCGGGCGCGGGCGCGGGCGGGCUCGGGGCGCGGCCGCGGGCUCGGGGGUUCCCUCCGCACCCGGGCCCUCAGGCAGGACUCGCCGCCGCCCGGACGCGCCCGCGCCGGACCCCGAGCGCAUCCAGCGUCUCCGCCGUCUCAUGGUGGCCAAAGAGGAAGGGGACGGAGCCGCAGGAGCGGGCCGGAGGGGUCCCGGUCGGAGCAGGAAGGCGCCACGCAACGUGCUCACGCGAAUGCCCUUGCACGAAGGCAGCCCUCUGGGUGAACUCCAUCGCUGUAUCCGCGAGGGGGUGAAGGUGAAUGUUCACAUCCGCACUUUCAAGGGACUUCGGGGCGUCUGUACAGGCUUCCUUGUUGCAUUUGACAAGUUCUGGAAUAUGGCACUUACUGAUGUGGACGAGACCUACCGAAAACCUGUCCUAGGCAAAGCAUAUGAACGGGAUUCUUCACUGACUCUCACUAGGCUAUUUGAUCGACUGAAACUUCAAGAUUCCUCCAAGAAGGAAGCAGAUUCUAAGUCUGCAGUUGAAGAUUCCACUCUGUCUAGAUACUCACAGACAUCCACUUGGAAGUUGGCUUCAGUGUGGGGAAGAGGAGACACUGACCGGGGCUCACACAAGCGUUCCCGCUCUGUCCCUUCUUCCCUGCAGGCCUCUGCAAGGGAGGAGUCCAGGUCAGAGCUGUCAGGGAGGACUACACGGACAGAAGGCUCCAGUGUGGGAGGUACUGUUUCCAGGGCUACCACCCUUUCCAGAGGCCAGUCCCGUAAGAAAAAGCGAAAGCCCAAAGUGGAUUACCAGCAGGUAUUCACUCGACACAUAAAUCAGAUUUUCAUUCGAGGCGAGAAUGUCCUGCUGGUUCAUCUUGCACAGUGACCAGCUCAGCCUGGGCUUUGGUUUUUAGAAAUAAAAUGCAUGAAUUGCUGCUAUGCUGUAUCCUAGUAUCCCAGUGAAACUCUGAGUUGGAAUGAUUCCCUCUGGUCCUGCAUAAGCAGAGGACAGAGCAGGCUCAGCCCCCUGGAAGAUGAGCUCAAGGGGAGGACAGGCCUUGGGAGGGCGGGCAUUUGCAUUAAUAUCAAGGCAAAAAGCAUACAUAGAUACAUGCAUCUGAUUUGGUAUCAUGAUUUACUUCAGACCCUGAAACCAAAUAUCUGAUCUUCCAUUAGACUUAGGGGUCACAAUAUGAGUGGAAUUUACUUUUUAGAGACUAUAGGGGAAAGAAAAGUCUCAAAAAGAAGUAUUGCAUGUCUAAAAUCUAGUGUCCUGAGUACUCAUGAAUUCGAUUCCAAGAGUAGCAGUGUAAAUUGCCUUGGAGCCCUGCAUUCAUAUCUUGUAACUAACUUUUGAAUUUUGCCUGACAUGAUUCUCUCUUGAUGCAGAAAUGAAAUAUAUUGUCUUUGAAUAUCUACAAGAUCUAGGAAAGUUACCAACUUAUAUAGGGGUGGAAUUUGGAUAGGUGGUAUGCUCAUAGCAGCCAACAAUGAGUGUUCUGUUUUGAUCCUUCUUCUUAUGCAAAGGAAUACAGGACCUCUUCAGUCUUCCCCUUACCAGAGGUGGCCUCUGCAAAUGGCAUACCAGAUGGGACUCUUAAGAUGCUUGUGUGGUGGCUUCUUGUCCUUCUCUUUGACUUCUGUGGCAUGGUGCUAGUGCAUGUACCCUGUGGUAUUGCCCCGCUGUCCGUAGUGUGAACUGUCCUGUGAACUUUAUGUCAGGAGACUGUGACCUUCAUGUCCAGCUUCAAAGAGUUCUUCAUGAACUCAGUAAUACACAUCACAUGGCUGAGAGUCCGCUUUCCAGGCAGGGCCAGCAUGUGUAGAAUAUCUUUCAGAAUGUUCACCAUGAAACAGGGGUGGUAGAUGUAUUCCCUUGUGUCAGGCCAAAGAAGUUCUUACAAAGUACAGUGGGUGGUGCCUAAAGGGACACUUUACUCACAGCCUGGCUUGAGUAACAGGAACACCAUAGCACCCGCAAAUACUUCUACUUGAAUCAUAUUCUGUGCUUUUUCAAUCACUAGUGCAGAAUAGGCUGCAUCUUGACACAGACUGUUAGGCAAUAUUGAUUUUUUUGUUUUGUUUUUAUUUGGUUUUAUCUGAGAUAACUCAUGUUCAAGGUGGGAAUAAGAGCCAACUAGUUAAAAUGUAUGAAAAGAAAACUUUCCCCUGCUGUAUUUGUUGUGUAACAUAAAUAAGCCUUCUGAGAAGCAGGGUGAAUAAAGUUUAGGGAGCUGGGACACCUGGUCCUUCUGCUAGCUGGACCACUGGCUCAUCAUGCAAUGAAAGGUGAGCAGAUUUAACCCCUCUGUGCCUCAGCUUUUUCCCCACAGACGCCUACCUCACAGGGGCAUUGAGACAAAAAAUAAAGAAAGGCAUUUUACAGUCUCUAAACAUGUUUAAGUGCCAUGAGUAAUUUUUCCUGACUCUGUUUCAUAGCUUUGUAAGAAUUCUGUGUCUUAUAAGCAAGGCAGGUGCUACCUAAAAAAGUAAUCUUAGCUGGGCGCAGUGGCUCACACCUGUAAUCCCAGCACUGUGGGAGGCCGAGACGGGCGGAUCACGAGGUCAGGAAUUCGAGGGCAUCCUGGCUAACAUGGUGAAACCCCGUCUCUACUAAAAAUACAAAAAUUAGCUGGGCGUGGUGGCGGGCGCCUAUAGUCCCAGCUACUCAGGAGGCUGAGGCAGGAGAAUGGCGUGAACCCGGGAGGCAGAGGUUGCAGUGAGCCGAGAUGGUGCCACUGCACUCCAGCCUGGGCGACAGAGCGAGACUCCGUCUCAAAAAA
Rhinopithecus roxellana (golden snub-nosed monkey) is the source of this 3030-nucleotide messenger RNA. RefSeq names its product LSM11, U7 small nuclear RNA associated (gene LSM11). Gene Ontology annotation, cellular component: U7 snRNP. The transcript is spliced from 4 exons. NCBI's taxonomy places the organism in Eukaryota, Metazoa, Chordata, Mammalia, Primates, Cercopithecidae. Bases 51 to 1133 code for a protein of 360 amino acids. Gene Ontology annotation, biological process: mRNA 3'-end processing by stem-loop binding and cleavage. The record is from RefSeq and is a predicted model, not a curated record. Gene Ontology annotation, molecular function: U7 snRNA binding.